CCCUCUCACAGUCUGGAGUUUGGUAAUCACGGUUAUCUCCACUAUACUCUGAUGCAGGUUAGCGUUUUUGGUUAUGAAUCUUGUUCUGGAGGCAGCUCUGCAGAGUUGUCAGUUGCUGGCACAGCCACAAAAUCUAACCACGCUGCUAAUCCUAAUGCCUAAACAACAUUUUUGUUUUCAGGAAUUUUUACAAUAUAACCAAUUUUGACUUUGCAGCUGACCUAUGUAAUGGGAAAUCGCUUCUUUCUGCCUCCAGGACACGACUCGUGACAAUAAACAUCAACCUUCUACUCUGUAUGCGCUUCACUAUCCACGCAUAAUUGAAUAGAGUCCAGUUGAUUUGAAUGCUGCACAAGUUGACAUAUAUGUUAGAAAACAUAAGAUAUGGCGACAUCUGGUGGUAUGUGGUGGCUCCUUUUCCGAAUAUAUCAAAUUUAAGCAGUGGUGGACGUGGCGAUGACGUCAGUAUCCGGAAAUGACCCGGAUUCAAACUUUCAUUCCCGGCUUGCUAAAAACAGAACGAUCUGUGAAUUCUUGUGGAAUUUUGCUAAUAAUACAUUGAGAAUGCCCGUGUGCAUCAUUGGACACGGAUUGACGCCUCGCAGUUAGGAGUUGACAUCAGGAGGUGUAGUGACUGUUUCUACGGAGCACGGACCGGUCUAUAGUACACUACCGAUAUCUUUCAGAAGUCAGACCCUUCCUCCUUGGCGUGCCCAGUGCAGGCUGGUGAUAUACAGGCGGCAGGAUGACGUGCAGGGAUCGAACCAACGAGUUUCAGUCCGCCUGCAAAUCCCUACAGAGCAGACAGAAUGGUGUUCAGCACACCAAGCCAGCCCUCAGUGCUCUCAAGCAACGCAGUGACUUCACCCUCAUGGCCAAGAGAAUAGGGAAGGACUUGAGUAAUACAUUUGCUAAACUAGAGAAACUCACUAUAUUAGCUAAAAGAAGAUCUCUAUUUGAUGACAAGGCAGUGGAGAUUGAAGAGUUAACCUACAUCAUCAAGCAGGACAUUAACAGCCUGAACAAGCAGAUAGCCCAGCUGCAGGAUCUGAUCCGUUCACGUGGAGCUCCCAGCGGCAGACACAUCCAGACCCAUUCCAACACCAUCGUCAUCUCCCUGCAGUCCAAACUGGCGUCUAUGUCCAAUGACUUCAAGUCGGUUCUAGAAGUAAGAACGGAGAACCUGAAGCAGCAGAAGAACAGGAGAGAACAGUUCUCUCAGCGUCACGUCUCUUCUCCUCUCCACGCCAACAACUUCAAGAGUUCAGUGUUGAUGCAGGAUGAGUCAAGGAGUAUGGGGGCUGAGGUCGCCAUCAACAUGGACAACCAGUCGAACCCUCUACAGCUCCAGCUCAUUGAUGAGCAGGACUCAUACAUCCAGAGCCGUGCAGACACCAUGCAGAACAUUGAGAGCACCAUCGUAGAGUUGGGCUCUAUCUUUCAGCAGCUGGCUCACAUGGUGAAGGAGCAGGAGGAGACAGUACAGAGGAUUGAUGCUAACGUGGAGGACACUCAGCUCAACGUGGACAUGGCUCACACGGAGAUCCUCAAGUACUUCCAGUCUGUGUCCUCCAACCGCUGGCUCAUGGUCAAGAUCUUCCUCGUCCUCAUCGUGUUCUUCAUCGUCUUUGUGGUCUUCCUCGCCUGAGCAGGGAGAAAUGAUAGAUAAAGAAGUGGAGGUUGAAGAAGAGGGAGAUGGAAAAGUUAAUUGUCUUUUGACAGGUUGCGUCACUCCUAUGAAACGCUAGUCGCUUGACCAAUAGUUCAGACGGAGUCAUGCUAUCUGACAUAAGACAAUGGGAAAGGUUGGGCUGAGACGAGGGGAAAGGUUGGGCUGAGACGAGGGGUUGCCACAGCAACAGGACAAUGGGAAAGGUUGGGCUGAGACGAGGGGUUGCCAUAGCAACAGGACAAUGGGACAGGUGGAGUGUUAUUGAACGGUCUGGGACUUGAGGUCCAGCAGCCCAAGAAAUGAUAGUAGUCUGCUGCCUAAAGCCUUGGAGAGAGUUUCUGGAGUGACCCUAGCAGAUCUAUUCUGUUCCUACAGACAUUGAUGAAAUACCCCUAAUGAAAAGGAUAUGCUAUCGGAACACGCUUUGUAUAGUAUAAACAGAAUACUUGUCAUUCUGUUCUUUGUUACUUUAGAGAAUAAUUCAUCUUACACAUUUAAUCAAAAAUGACUUAUUUAAUGGUUUGAUUCUGCAAACCUAGUUUUGUUUCUUGGUAGAUUUUCUUUUACCCCUCAUGUAGCUUAUUGUUGAUUGGUUGUAAGACGGGGUGUCAUCAACUUUCUCUCUGACAUGAGGGCCAACACAACAGACUGGAGUUUUCUUGAAUUGUAAUCAUUUCUUUCGAUUUUUGUUCCUCAUUAUUCUAGUUUUAUUAAAGAGAGACUUGAACAAUUCUCCCUCACUAUCAUUCACGCCACGUAUGAUUGGAAACUAUUGUUGAUUUACUUUCUCUUUUUCAAUGUUUCUUAUUUGCCAAAAGGGUACUUUCAGUUUCAAAGAAAUGUGACAAGACACCUGUGGUCUAAACUGUUUUAUGACAGUACAGGAUUAAAGGUGGUUUAAACUGAAGAGGACAUUCCCUUCAUAGCCCCAGUCAUAAACACAAUGUGACGAGUCACACCCGAACAGUUUGUAACAAGUUACUUAACACUGUUAUUGCAGAUCUAACAGUUUAGAUUGCCUGGUUUACCUGCCAGCAAGUCAGCUGGGGUCAGUCUGAAUACUGUUGCCAAUGGUUUGCAUCCCAAAUGGCACUCUAUUUCCUAUAUAGUGCACUACUUUAAACAGAGCCCAAGGGCCCUGGGCAAAAGUAGUACACUAAAUAGGAAAUGGGUUGCUAUUUGGGACCCUAAUUAACAGGUUGUUAUUAACCCUGUCAUAACCAAUGACAUGUCACCUGUUAUGUAGAGCUGAAAGUACCCUAGUGAAGUCUUUCUCAACCAAACUUCCCUGCAACUUGUCCGUUUGGACCUCACUGCUUUAUUGGGGACUGUCCUCUUCUCUUCAUCUCCUCUCAUUCUCACUGAGGACAGAUGUUUAUGUACAGGCUAUUAUUUAAUGACCGACCAGAACUUUUUUAAUAAGAAAACACUCCUAUUUCUUCCCUCUUUUUUUUUGCCAAAUGCCUUGACUUCUACAGUGUAAAGUGAAAAUAGUGCUAAUGUAUUGGAUAGAAGUGCAUAUUAAAAAAGAACAAUGGGGAA
Messenger RNA from Oncorhynchus kisutch (coho salmon), 3214 nucleotides. RefSeq names its product syntaxin-5-like. Gene Ontology annotation, cellular component: Golgi membrane; SNARE complex; endomembrane system. Gene Ontology annotation, biological process: intracellular protein transport; vesicle fusion; endoplasmic reticulum to Golgi vesicle-mediated transport. Lineage: Eukaryota; Metazoa; Chordata; Actinopteri; Salmoniformes; Salmonidae. The transcript is spliced from 11 exons. The record is from RefSeq and is a predicted model, not a curated record. Gene Ontology annotation, molecular function: SNARE binding; SNAP receptor activity. Bases 746 to 1648 code for a protein of 300 amino acids.